This is a messenger RNA of Nematostella vectensis (starlet sea anemone), 1468 nucleotides long. RefSeq lists its product as uncharacterized. The transcript has a single exon. The record is from RefSeq and is a predicted model, not a curated record. NCBI's taxonomy places the organism in Eukaryota, Metazoa, Cnidaria, Anthozoa, Actiniaria, Edwardsiidae. The coding region runs from base 138 to 1292 and encodes 384 amino acids.
UCCGCGCACGCACUUCGAGUGCCGCGUUUCCAUGGAAGUAACGGUAACCAUACAAACGGACGGAUUCUUUGUUGGAAUCUUGCCAUUGUGGCGAAACAAAACGAAUUGUUUUCAAAUCAUCUCUUUAUUGAAUCACAAUGACCGAUGCGAUUGUUCAGUCAUCGAUUAAGAACGACAACUGUGCCCGUCCUUUAGGAGUCAAAAGACAACACCCGAGGGAUAACGAGAAACCAGACAAACCAAAGCAAAAAGCGCAAGAGGUAAACGAAAAAAUAAUUAACAAGACAAAAGAACAAAAUGAUUGCUUGAUUCAGGCGCAGCAAUGGAUGCCAAUCUUCAAAGGAUUUCCAGUCGAUCCUAUGGGGCAAACUUUUCUCCGGAUGCCACAUGUAUGUCACACGGUUCAGGCAGAAAUGCGACAAGAAAAUAAUGCAAAAGUUAAAAGGCCAAUGAACGCAUUUAUGAUAUGGGCCCGACUUCACCGCUCUACUAUCGCUAAACGAUACCCACAGGCAAAUAACGCGGAGAUAUCCAUCAGACUUGGAGAAAUCUGGAACGACUUAUCAAGCGAACAGCAAAAGCCCUACUUCGACGAAGCAACUCGUCUUAAAGACAAGCACAAGGCCGAGCAUCCUAAUUGGGUUUACCAACCAAGGCCGGCAAAGCGCCGUGCUUUGCAACUAGGGACUCCCGGGGCAAACGGGUUUUUGGUAGGCACAAUAAAGGAUUCUCAAAAUGCGAGUUCACAUUCUUUUCAUAUGUCAGAAGCUCAGAUGUUUUCAAUGCAGGGUAAAUCCACCCUCACGCAGUCCCUUCCACGGCAGUCCAUUCCGUCUGCUACGUGUUCCAGAUCAGCUACAAGUAACUACAUGAGCGGACAUGGGCAAUUUGAUUCCACAAUAGAUCAGGAGCUGGUAAAACAAAUCCUUUCCGAAAGCUCUGAAAGCAAAGACUCAAGGAAAUCAGUCGAUCUAAGACGUAGCGAAACGGCGGAUUGGAUAAAAGGGGGCUACAGGACCGUGGAGUCUGGAUCGUACUCGGGGAAUCGAAUGAGCGUUCACGAAGAUCUGGUUCGGGAGGACGCUAUGUUGACGAGUGUUGAAGGGACCGAGGACGACAAAGAUCUGGAAUACGAUAACAGUGAACUGGACAAGUAUCUUGCCGGCUUGGACGAGACCAUCAAAAAGAGCCUGGAAAAACUUAACGAGGCACCUGAUGACCUUGACCUUGAGGAAAGCCUGUCAAACCAGUUUAGCGAGUUAGAUGAUGACGAGGAAGAGGACGAGUUAUAGCUAGCCCCACCCUCCCCCUCACGGGCGGUUGUAUUUGUAGACUAUUUUGUUUUCAGAUUAGGGAACUUUGUGAGGCAUUUAUUAGUUAUGGUAUCAUCUGGAAUUUGUACAUACAUAACUAAAAAUAAUAGCAUUUGACUAGAAAAUAAUUAAAGACAUUAUGUGGUAUUUUUUUA